AUGGCUGAGGAGAAGAAGACUGCCACUAUCAAGCUCUACCGCGACAAUGUGCCCCGUAUUACCAUCACCUACAAAAACAAGAAGGAUCUUUACAAGAACUUCCAGAAGAAGCUGAAGCAGCUUAACCUCGACAUGGGUGAGGUCUAUUGGGCUGACUGGGACAAUGACCGCACGGCAAUCAAGGGUGCUGAAGACCUGUUCGCUGCCGUCGAUAACAACACUAAUGUGAGAAUGUUCUAUCGUCCCAAAGCAAAUAAGGAGGUUUUCACGUGCCCGAGCUGUGAUGACGAGGAUGAGGAAGUAAUCAAGAAAAUAGAUCUCGCUCGCCGUCUCGUUCGCUAUCCCGUGGUCGACAUCGCUCUCACUCUCACGACCAUCCCCGCCACCGUUCACGAUCCUGCGAUUAUCAUAGACGCCACCGAUCUCCAUCUGGUUCACCAUUUCCUCCUCACCACAGAAGACAUCGUUCAAGAUCUUGUUCAUCAUCGCCUGAUCGCAGACGCGGUCGAUCCCGCUCAUGCCCCGGACGACGCGGUCACCACCACCAUCAUGGUCAUGGUCAUCGUCCACAUCCUCCUAUGCCUCCUUGCUUCCCUCCAUGGUAUCCAUGGUUCCCGCCAUGCCCUCCAUUCCAUCCACGCCAUCACUCCAGAGGAGGACAUCAUCACGGAAGAGGAAGGAGCCGCAGCUGUGACCGUUUGUGCCAAGAAUUCAACAACACGC
Cylicostephanus goldi is the source of this 723-nucleotide messenger RNA. NCBI's taxonomy places the organism in Eukaryota, Metazoa, Nematoda, Chromadorea, Rhabditida, Strongylidae. The record is from the annotation of a GenBank genome assembly.